CGAAAGUAAAAGAAAUGAGCGAAACAAAGAAAUAUAUAUAUAAAAACAAUUUUUUAUUAUAUCAAAGUUCCUACGGAUUUAACCUAAUGAGACCCAUGUUCACAUCUCUCUUGUUUCUCAACUCUUCCAUAUGUCCUUUUUUCACCAGUACUGAACUGUUUUUGGUCCAUCCAUGGCCUGAAUCUGCAAAUCAAAGCCCUAUUUUUUCCCCUUUCUUUUGGGGUUUCUAAGCAAAGAUGAAUCCAUAUGAAAGAAUUAAACAAGAGUUUCAAGGAACAAGCUCAUCAUCCUAUCAUGGUGAUAUACCGUCCAUGGCUACCCCUCAACCAAUAGAAGGACUCCAUGAAGGAGGUCCUCCUCCAUUUCUCACAAAAACAUAUGAUAUCAUUGAUGAUUCAGGCACCAAUCACAUCAUUUCAUGGAGUGGAGGUAACAACAGCUUCAUUGUAUGGGAUCCCCAAGCAUUUUCAAUGAUCCUUUUACCUAGGUACUUCAAGCACAACAAUUUCUCAAGCUUUGUAAGGCAACUCAAUACCUAUGGGUUUAGAAAAGUAGAUCCAGAUAGAUGGGAGUUUGCAAAUGAAAAAUUCCUUAGAGGACAAAGGCAUUUACUUAAAACCAUUAGAAGAAGAAAAACACAACAAAUUCAAGCUUCAUAUGGUGGUUUAGAUCCUUGCGUUGAAGUUGGGAGGUUUGGGGUUGAUGUCGAUAUCGAUAGGUUAAAGCGUGAUAAACAGGUUUUAAUGGCGGAACUGGUGAAACUAAGGCAACAACAACAUAAUACCAAGACAUAUUUACAAGUAAUGGAAGAAAGGCUGAAGAAGACUGAGAUGAAACAACAACAAAUGAUGAGUUUCUUAGCUAAAGCAAUGAAGAAUCCCAACUUUGUUCAACAAUUAAUACAACAAAAAGAUAAAAGGAAAGAACUUGAAGAAGCUAUAACUAAUAAAAGAAGGAGACGAAUAGAUAACCAUAAUCAAACGUUUGUUAAAGCUGAACCAGUUGAGAGCUUUGGUGGUGCAUUUGAAGUUGUAGAGUUGGAUGGAAUGGCAAUGGACUUGCAGGAAAAGCAUGAUGAAGAACACGGAAGCUGCUAUGAUAAAGGUAAAAGAAUUGAUGAUGAAGGGUUUUGGAAUGAUUUAUUGAAUGAUGAUAUGGAGGAAGAGAUAUCAGCUUUGCAAGUUAAUGGGGUUGAAGAUGAAGAAGGAAUAGAUGUUUUGGUUGAACAGCUUGGGUUCUUGGGCUCUAGUCCAAAGUAGAGCUUUUGCAUUUGCAGAAAUGGGCGGUUUCUAACAGGUUCCCCUUUCUGGCUUCAAUGGCGGCCUUUGGGAGGGGCAAAACCAGGUAAAGCUUUUCUUUUCUUUUCCUUUUUUUUUUUUCUUGAGGUUUUCGGUUUGUUGAAAUCUUAGAAUUUAAAGCUUGUAGAUUUACAUAAUAAUUGAAAGAACAUAUUAGUACAAUUCAUUGGUGGAACUUUGGAGAAGAAGACCCUAGUUGAUUACUAUUAGUAACUA
Molecule: messenger RNA, 1514 nt
Organism: Gossypium arboreum
Lineage: Eukaryota; Viridiplantae; Streptophyta; Magnoliopsida; Malvales; Malvaceae
Product: heat stress transcription factor A-6b-like
Exons: 2
Coding region: 237-1259 (340 amino acids)
Biological process (GO): regulation of transcription by RNA polymerase II
Cellular component (GO): nucleus
Molecular function (GO): RNA polymerase II cis-regulatory region sequence-specific DNA binding; DNA-binding transcription factor activity
Source: RefSeq, a predicted model, not a curated record